UACACACACGCGCGGGGUACAAAACAGCAGUGAAACGUCGCACUGACAGUGCCAACAGGCAGCAGGCUGGGACAGGACGGGUGAUUGUUUUUCUCCCCUACAUGGCACACUGGGCUUGACCACCGUGUGGCAAAAGUUGCGAGCAUCCCUCCCCGCGGGAACCGAAACAAGCAUCCGCGGAACACGGAACACCGUCGUGGCCCUCCCGGGGCACCUGUAGUGGGAAGGGGAAUUUCGGUCGUGCCGUGCCGUGCCGUGUAUGUGUGUAUGUGCGACAGUUCCCGAUUUUUCCCUUUCAUUUUUCGCCGUCACCGUGAGAGCGCACACACGGGGAACUACCUGUCUCGAUUCGCUUGUGUGCGUGUGUGUCGUGCAUACACACCGAGACGUGCGUGCGUGUUCGACUGUCCCUCCCGCAAACCCGCGCGGGCACAUUGGCAAAGAACUGCAUUCGUGUCACGGUUACGGUACGAUCCGCGGGUCUCCGUCUAAUCCUCCAGUACGCACACGCACACACACAGACAGACAUCCACUACAGGAACCGUCCGUCCACCAGCGGGAUCAUAAUUCCGUACGAAGCAAGAAGUUUGGCAGGUUUUGGGGGGUGGGCAAAGAGUUACAAUUUACCAACCAGUAACAACAACAACAGUGCAAUUCAGUGCAACUCGCGUGUAUGUGUGCGUGUAUCAGUGUGUGUGUUUGCCUGCGUGUGCCCUACGGAAGUAGGCUGGUUGGAUGCCAUCAAACACCACCCCGAACCCACCACAGCAUCCGCCCGACCGUGUGUGUGAAGACUUGAAACCAUCGCUCCCCACCCCUUCACAGCCAGUUCCACCGUCACACAACCGGAGAAAGGAGAGUGAAAUCCGGGAGUGAGCGAGACGCAACACGCAGUGUGUGUAAGUGAGUGAGUGAUCGCCCGAGAAGUGGACCGACCGAUCGACCGACCACCAGCCGCCAGUCUCAGUGUGCUGCACGUUCCUGGUGCGACUUUGGAUGGAACGUGCAACCCAUCACGAAACUGAGAAUCACUGAACAAGGGACAACGUGUGGAAGCUCUUGCGUGGUGUGUGAUUAGCGGAGAGAAUGAUUCUACGAAGCGUACGGCUCCAUUCAGCGUAGAAGUUCCGGUUCCUGGUGUGUCAUCCCCCUCCCCGCCCGCACCCCCUUCUCUGUCUCACACGCCGAAUCACGCGCCGCGCGAUGGACAAUCGGCUCAACAUUGGGUCGGAGGUGCGUGAGCUCAAGCUCGGCUCGACCUUCUCCAACGCCGGACCGUCGAACCAGUUUCACACGAUAAAAUAUGAUUUCAAACCGGCUAGCGUCGACGUGAACAAACCGGCGGUGCUGGAAAUUAGUGCCAACAAGCAGGUCACCGUUACCGUGCCGCACCUGGAUGGUUCCGGUGUGCCGAAUACCGUCUUCAAGGGCAACCAGCGCGACUACUCGCGGAAGGACUGCGUGCUCAUACUGAACCGGGCGACCGGGGAGAUAACGCUCGAGCAGCUCAACAGCAGCAUCGUGGUGAAGAAGACGAGGAUCGAAAACAAGGCACCGAAUCCACCGCCGCCCACACUGCCAACGAUCAAGGUCGAAAACAACACCGCACGCCAGAGCUCCAAGACGAAGAUUACGACCGGCGUGCGGAAGAAUGCGCCGAUCAGCUUCAUGCCAAAGCACUCGCCACUGCAGGGUUCGCCGUCCUAUCCGCACCGGAGUCCCCAGUCGGCCCCGGCCUGGAACGCCAACAAUACUCAACAAACCUUGCCAAGUAUUCCGAUGAUCGGGCUGGACGAUGGGCUGGAUUUCGGUACCGUGGCACCGCCGCCGCCGUCCUCCUCGUCCUCCUCCUCCUCCGCCUCUGCCAAUGCGUCGUCGGGUGCGAGCAUGAACAAUCAUCUGAACAACAACCUCGGCGGCAAUUCCAACUCGAACCACGGCAGCAGUAGCAACAACCACCACCAGCAUCAGCAGCAGCAGCAGCAGCACCAUAACCAACAUAGUAACAAUAGCAGUAGCAGUAGUAGUAGUAGCAGCAGCAGUAGUAGUAGCAAUGUCGGCAACAAUCACAGCGGCAGCAAUAGCGGUGGCUACCUUAAUCACGGUUCGACACAGAACAACAACAGCAGCAACAACAACAACAACAAUCACCAUGGCAGUAGCAGUGGUAACAACCACCACCAUCACAGUAACCAUCUCAGCGUACCGUCGUACGGUGGGCAAGGUGGGGGACGGAACCAUCUACACAGCGAACCGUCGUUGCCACCCAGCGUGGAAGUGAGUUUGCCGCCCGAUCGGGAACUGUUGGCGCCCCCGGUCGCCCUGACCGGCAUCGGUGUUGGAGCGACGAGCGAUCCGGAAAUGAUGACAUCCUCGGAGUCGGACGGUUCGGACGAUUCGGACUCGAGCAGCAGCGACCAGGAAUCGGACAGCUCGACCGAGGACAACAACGAUUCGCCAGUGAAGGAGUCCAUUUUUGAUCCACGGCCCGACCCGACGGUUGCCGUCACGGCCGCCGCAGUAGAUCUGAGCAAGGACCUUUGCCUGUCCUCCAACUCCGAUUCGGACGACUAAAGCCUGACGAGAAACUCACAGCACAGUCACACACACACGCGUACGGUCAGCAGAUGGGCGUUUGAGAUGAAAGGAACGAGCGGGCUAAGAGGAAAACGAGGAAACGAGAAAAUUUGGCUACCGCAACGAGCGCAAAGAAGAGAAACGAGAGACAGAAAGUAAUAGAUGUUAAAAGUUAUGUAAA
Messenger RNA from Anopheles gambiae (African malaria mosquito), 2758 nucleotides. It is a transcript of the gene Eaf, whose product is annotated as ell-associated factor Eaf. The coding region runs from base 1204 to 2574 and encodes 456 amino acids. Gene Ontology annotation, biological process: positive regulation of DNA-templated transcription; regulation of transcription elongation by RNA polymerase II. Gene Ontology annotation, molecular function: transcription elongation factor activity. The transcript has 9 exons. Gene Ontology annotation, cellular component: super elongation complex. The record is from RefSeq and is a predicted model, not a curated record. NCBI's taxonomy places the organism in Eukaryota, Metazoa, Arthropoda, Insecta, Diptera, Culicidae.